Orbilia oligospora ATCC 24927 is the source of this 1215-nucleotide messenger RNA. RefSeq lists its product as uncharacterized. Lineage: Eukaryota; Fungi; Ascomycota; Orbiliomycetes; Orbiliales; Orbiliaceae. The transcript has 5 exons. The coding region runs from base 1 to 1215 and encodes 404 amino acids. The record is from RefSeq and is a predicted model, not a curated record.
AUGGCCUCGUCCUCAAUCCCUAUUGGCAUUCCAUCAUCUAUUCAUUCGUCUUUAAUAUCGAUGCCUCAAACAUCCUUUUACGAUUACGCCGACUAUUCUGCUAUUUCCGAUUCUGAUCAAUUUUCUCAUUUGGACUAUCCAAGUCCCUAUCCUCCAACUCCAGGCUCAAUGCCAUCUUCAUAUCACAACAUGUAUCCAUAUGGUGGAGGAACAUCCAAUGGAAGUCCACCGAAGUAUGGACCUCCAAGCCCCAAGGCAUUCAAGAGAAGCAUGUCAAUGUCCGCGGCUGGUCCGAAUAUAGACUUUGGGAACACAAGCCCACCAACACCAGCUGCAUCAUCGUCAGGCUCUAAUGGAGGUCCUCCUCCCCUAGGCGGUGACAGAGUUUUCCGACAGAUUCUGUCUUCUAUUGCGCGCAUCCAGACCAACCUUUCGCAGCAACAUUUCUCAAUCCUUGAUGUGGUUGAGAAGCAGGGGUUGAUUCAAGAUAAGCUUAGUCUGCUUGAACAGCAAUCAGGCCGCACGGGUGAUAAGGUUGCAAGAGUUCUUGAGAAUACCGACUGCAUUGUAGAUGAUGUAAAUUCUGUGAGAGACCGAGUCGACAGUCACCAAACCGCCGCCGACGAUUCGAUACAGGACACAUUGGACGAUCAAGCCGAAAGAAUAGAUAAACUCAUUCAAGAUGUCAAAGCCAUCAAGCUUAGCGUUGAGGCACUCCAGGCGAUGACAAGGGCAAACACUCGUGGUAUUGCUGCUUUCAAGAUCGACGAGGAAGAAGAAGAAAAAUCCGAAAAAUCUAGACCCCCAUCAAGGUCAAAGGAAGGGAAGCAACUCAUGAGUGCCGAGAUAAAGGAGAUUGUUAAAGCCCAAGUCCGUUCGGAAAUGAAAUCACUCAAGUCAAGCCUGAUGUCUGAGUUGAAGGAGUUAAAGAAGAUGUACAAGGCCAAGGACGAGAGCAACCCAAGGUCGCCUGGCUUUACCCCUGAGGCACUUGUUAAAUUCGAAGAUGCCGAUGUAACCAAGUACCUAUUAAAAUAUGGCUUUGACUCCGCAUGGGUCGGUUCAAUGACUGAAUCCCAGAAGAAACGCAUGUUAGCCGGCUACCUUGGCCAAUCAUACCGGGAUGCAUUGACAAAACCUCAACCACCAGCUGAUGAUGCCAGCGACAACAGCGACGACGACGGUAGCGGCUCCGACUCUGAUGCCUCGUCGUGA